Molecule: messenger RNA, 3149 nt
Organism: Lineus longissimus
Lineage: Eukaryota; Metazoa; Nemertea; Pilidiophora; Heteronemertea; Lineidae
Product: reticulon-4 receptor-like 2
Exons: 3
Coding region: 545-2095 (516 amino acids)
Cellular component (GO): extracellular matrix
Molecular function (GO): protein binding
Source: RefSeq, a predicted model, not a curated record
UAUCUACUCAGUCACCACACUGUGUGGAGAGACAGUCAUGACACCGUGUGAAGAGAGGAAAGGAGAGGCAAAACAUGGGGAGGAAUAAUUAUUCAACAGCCAGCUUGACCAGGGGGUUUGUAACAUCACCUCAACGGCUCGUAACCAAUCAAUAUGGAAAUAUUCCCCAUCCCACUCUUUCCUAAUACAGAGACUGUCUGGCUGCUCCAUCAACAGUGAUCAAGGUGAUGGAUGUUUCAUCAGGUGGCAGACUUUGGUAAACAUACAGCCGCCCUUGUCUGAGACACAUUUUUUUACAUGAGGAGAGACUAAGCCGCUGAUCCUGGUGCGCGAUUUUGAAAAGGCAAUCAGGAAGAGUUGGCGCAUGGAUGGAUGUUUGAUGGUCAUCUAAUGACUUGUGGUGUAAUGGUGAUACAGACUAGACACAGUUAGUCUUGGAACACUGAUUUUGGCGGCACAGGCAAGCAGAACAGAAACAACACUGUAAGUUUUCCAACAGCCAUCUUAACCAGAAGAACUCACACCCAACAACAUCAAAUCGAAAAUGGCAUCGCCGUUACAGAAAAGAGUCGUAUUGGCAAUUUUCACGAUCUUUCAAAUAUGUGCCUCGACAUCUACCUGUCCGACGCAAUGUUCAUGCAACUUGAACACAAAGACAAUGACAUGUGACGGGAGUAAAGACGCGACCGUCACAAUUGAUGAUGCAGCACUUUCGAAAAUACUCAAACAGAUUCCUGCGGGGACUGAGGAACUUGUGAUAAAACACGCAAGUAUUUCGAAAUUGACACAAGGAUUAUUCAUGCAUGUAAAAGGUCUUAUUGACUCUAUGAAAAAUUUCACCAUGACCUCUAGCAAAAUUUCUGAAAUUGAACCCCUUGCUUUUGAGAAUUUCAUACACAUCACAUACUUGGACUUGUCGGAUAAUAACAUUGUUCCCCAAAACUAUACAUUUCAGGAACUCCUACAUCUGAAAAUUUUAAAACUUAACAACGCAUUUUCGCCGAUUUCUCCAAAUUUGCAAUUCCCGAAAAAAAUAUUUCACGGUGUCGAGAAAUUGGAAAUUCUGGAGUUAUGUUCUAACAAAAUACACGAAAUUCCUAUUGGGCUUUUCAAUGGGGUUUGCAUCAAUUUGAAGUCGGUGAACAUAUCUGGCAACCGCAUUCACACCCUAAAGAACGACACGUUCAAAAACUGUCCAAAAUUGAAGAAUCUGUCAAUUGAAAACUCUCAUUUGGAUGGACUGGACGCAAAUGCUUUCAGUGGCUUGAUUAGUUUGACACAGUUGAAUCUUCAGGGGAACAAUCUUCACACUCUAAGAAUUUCGCAUGUCGAACCAAUAAAAAAUGCAACAAUCAAUUUCGAUGAGAAUCCCUGGACCUGUGACUGCAGUUUAAUCUUCUUUGUACAGUGGUUGCAAAAGGAGAACGUGAAUCUCGAUCUAAAAUGCAAAUGGCCGCUGAUACUUGCAAAUAAACAGUUGCUAACAUUAAACGUGUACGACUUGGGUUGUGAGAAACCAAAAGUGACAGAGAUCAGUAAAAAUCCUUUGAAAUUAUUCGAAGGCGAUAAUGCGACCUUUGUUGUGGAAGCAAUCGGCCUACCUUACGUCACUGUGAACUGCACCCAUGCAAAACAGGGCACCAAUCGGAAAAUGGUGGUGAUCUACCGACACAGCAUUCAUUUUGAUCAAGGUGUCGCACGCCAUUUUACAACAAUCAUAAUGGAUUUCGUGCAACCGACAAUUUCCGACUCUGGCAACGUCACGUGUCACGUACAUAAUAUCCUUGGGGAGGAUAAGUUGGUGAUCAUUUUGCAGGUUCUUAAAACUGAUAACGGGCAGCGCAUCGAUAUUGUGAUAUUUGUAUCUGGGAUUAUGGCAUUCGUCAUCGCGAUUGGGUUACUGAUCGCUUGCCUAAAUAUCCGAAAUAAGAAGCAGGCCGAAAAGGAAGCGAAGGCAAAUGAAUUAAUGGCGAUGAAGGGCCAUGAAAAUCACGCAUUCGAGGAUAAUGUGAAAUCGACAAACAGACGGCGUGAUUCGAUAGGAUAUUUUCCAACCAGUGGUGCAUGUAAAAGUGCACUUGUACCAAGUGUUUAAAAUGACAUUUCAUUGUGUCCCAAAUUUUGAUAGAUUUCUCUGUUAGGGUUGGGUCAACCUGCAGUGUAGUAGCAUUACUGCGUGUUCUUCAAUGGACACCUUAUAAGGAGUAUAUACUGUGGAAUGUUAAAGGCCUAUGCCGUUCAUUUGAUAUUUGAAAUUUGUAAAUGAAUUUUAAAAAACGAUUUGUGUAAAUACGGACUGAAAAUAAAUUUCAACAAUGCCAUUGUGUAGACAGAGAAUAUAGAAAUACUAUAAAUAUGAAGUUCAAUCUGCAAAUUUGUAUGCAUAGUAACUGCAAAACAGCAUUGUGUAGGACUAUUUUCCUGGACCACCAGUAAUUAUGAACGGCGUACCCCUUUAAUAUAUGCAUGCUUUUGGGACACCCUGAAUGUACUGGUUGGAACAUUAUUAUGAUAACCUCAUAUAGGACCCCUGUAGUGCACUGUAGAAAAUUAUCAUGAGUGUUUUUGGGACAUCCUGCAUGUGGUGGCUGGAGCAUUCUAAGGACUGCCUCUCGGGACACAUCAUAGUGAACUUAUAGAAUGCUACUGUAAAUGCUUUUGGUGCACCAUGUAUGAACUUGGUAGAACAUUAUCACGAUGAUUACCUUUAUGGGAUAACCUGUAGUGUACUAGAGAGGUUCAUAUUUCGAUUCAAGAAGAAGAAUGACAUGGCAAUUUGACGAUGGAUUUCACAUUGCCUUUAGUCAGAAAUGCAAUGAAACAGUGUGUCUUCAAUAUCCAGAAAAAAUGAUACAAAACAAUUGCCUUGAUGACCACAACCAGAGAAAUCAUCUCAUUCUCGGAUUAACUCUGAACCACUCUAUGAUUAGCAAAUAAAGUUUUAUCGAGAUGUUCAUCUGAUCAUUUAGGCAGCAAGUUGAGGACGCGCUCACGACACACUUUUUUCUCAGUUCAGCAUUACUCAUAAAAUCUUGCCAUUUCUUAAAUGUAUUUUCAGCAUUGCAAAACAUUAAACCGAAUUUCUCUGGUGCUAUCCCUUGUAAAAUAAAAGCUUCCAACGUGAAUAAAUGUAGGCAUUUUAAUAGAAA